Molecule: messenger RNA, 4672 nt
Organism: Vitis vinifera (wine grape)
Lineage: Eukaryota; Viridiplantae; Streptophyta; Magnoliopsida; Vitales; Vitaceae
Exons: 6
Coding region: 30-4529 (1499 amino acids)
Biological process (GO): protein phosphorylation; cell surface receptor signaling pathway
Cellular component (GO): plasma membrane
Molecular function (GO): polysaccharide binding; calcium ion binding; ATP binding
Source: RefSeq, a predicted model, not a curated record
UCCCCACUGGUUCCAGAAAGAGAGAAUCCAUGGAUUGUCACUGCAUCAAGCUUAUGCAUGCUGUGUUGCUAUGGGUGAUUGCAGCAGCAGCAGCAGCAGCAGGAACAGCAUCAGCCCAAACCAUUGCGCCGGACUGCCAAGCUACAUGUGGGGGCGUCACCAUUCCAUACCCGUUUGGCACAACGGAAGGUUGUUACUUGAACAGAAACUACUUGAUAACUUGUAACAACACCUUCAGCCCUCCAAAACCAUUUCUCCGGACCGGUAAUAUUGAAGUCCUAAACAUAUCGCUCGUUGAUCAUUAUCUGCGCGUCCUCACCCCUGUAGGCAGUGAUUGUUAUAACGAGAAGGGCGGGCGUCGACAAGUCACUGCCCGCACUACUUUAUCAAGGUUCCCCUUCUCAAAUACGCGCAACAAGUUCACAGCCAUCGGGUGCGACACCUUUGCAGUGAUCAUGAAUGGUAUGAAUGGCCAAAGCAUCUCAACCGGGUGUUUGUCCAUGUGCGACAGUAUCCAAAGUGUGACCAAUGGGUCAUGCUCCGGAAUAGGGUGUUGCCAGACCUCCAUUCCUAAAGGUCUCCUCAAUUUUAAUGUGACUGUUAGCAGCUUUAGCAACCACUCCGACAUCUUGAGCUUUAAUCCCUGCAGCUAUACUUUCUUAACUGAAGAAGACUCCUUCAACUUCUCUUCUGCUGAUCUUAUAGAUCUGCAGAACAGAAGUCACGUCCCAACUGUGCUGGAUUGGGCCGUGGGAGAGCAAACGUGUGAAGAAGCUCAGAAGAACUUGACAAGUUUCGCAUGUCAGGCAAAUAGUAUUUGUUUUGACUCCAACAAUGAUUAUGGGUAUCAAUGCAAUUGCUCAGCAGGUUACCAAGGGAACCCAUACCUCCCCAGUGGUUGCCAAGAUAUUGACGAGUGUGGAGAUCCAAAUCUCAAUCAGUGCACAAAAAAUUGCAUUAACACACUAGGGAGUUAUACUUGUUCUUGCCCCAAAGGGUACCAUGGAGAUGGCAGACAAGAUGGAGAAGGUUGCAUUGCUGAUGAUCAGUUACUAGCGAUCAAGAUUGCCAUUGGUAUUAGCAUUGGCUUUUUGGCAUUAAUAAUUGGGAGCUCAUGGUUGUAUUGGAUACACAAGAGAAGAAAGUUCAUUAAACUCAAAGAAAAAUUCUUUUGGCAAAAUGGUGGUUUAAUGUUACAACAACAACUUUCUGGGCAAGACGGAUCCAAUGAAACGGUUAAAAUUUUUACUGCAGAAGAGCUUGAGAAGGCUACCAACAAGUACGAUGAAGGUAAAAUCAUCGGCACUGGAGGAUAUGGAACAGUUUAUAAGGGAAUUUUGGUUGAUGGUAGAACAGUUGCAAUCAAGAAGUCUAAGAUAGUGGAUCAAAGCCAAAUUGAGCAAUUUAUAAAUGAGGUAGUUAUACUAUCUCAAAUCAAUCAUAGAAAUGUGGUCAAACUCUUAGGUUGUUGUCUGGAGACUGAAGUUCCUUUAUUAGUUUAUGAAUUCAUCACCAAUGGCACCUUGUUUGACCACAUUCAUGAUGAAGGUAAGGCAUCCAACAUCUCAUGGGAAGCUCGUCUAAGGAUUGCAGCAGAAACUGCUGAAGUGUUAUCAUAUUUGCAUUCUGCAGCUUCUAUACCAAUAAUUCAUAGGGAUGUUAAGUCUAAUAACAUUCUUUUGGAUGAUAAUUAUACUGCAAAAGUGUCGGAUUUUGGUGCUUCAAGAUUGGUUCCAAUGGAUCAAAGUCAAUUAUCUACAAUGGUUCAAGGAACUUUGGGAUAUUUAGACCCUGAAUAUCUGCAAACAAGCCAAUUAACUGAGAAAAGUGAUGUUUAUAGCUUUGGAGUUGUCCUUGUGGAGCUACUAACGGGAAAACAAGUACUCUCAUCUGACAGGUCUGAAGAGCAAAGAAGUUUAGCUAUGUAUUUUCUUUCUUCAUUAAAAGAGGAUCGAUUAUUUCAAGUUCUUGAAAACUAUAUAAUGAAGGAUGAAAAUACUCAACAGAUUAAAGAAGUUGCUACACUUGCGAAGAAAUGCUUAAGAGUAAAAGGAGAAGAAAGACCCUCUAUGAAGGACGUAACAAUGGAACUAGAGAGGAUAAGAAAUAUAAAAAACAACCGAUGGAUUGACGUUGAUCUGAAUUCAGAAAUGGAGUACUUGUUUAGUAAACCAUCAGGUGCCUAUAUUCAUGAUGGUAGUAAUAGCACAACUCUUGCAUACGAUAGCAUGAAAUAUCAUACCCCUCAAUUGAUCCCAGCAAGAAAAGAAUCCAUGGAAUUGCAGAUCAAUCUGAUGCAUGCCAUGUUGCUAUGGGUGAUAGCGGCAGCAGCAAAAGCAGCAUCACAAACCAUUAAGCCAGACUGCGAAGCUACAUGUGGGGAUGUUAGCAUCCCAUACCCUUUUGGCACAAGAGAAGGUUGCUACUUGAAUGAUGACUUCCUCAUAGCUUGUAACCAUUCUCUUAGCCCUCCAAAACCACUUCUAUGGAAUAGUAGCUUUAACCUCCAAGUCUUGAAUAUAUCGAUUGAGGAUCAUCGGCUGCGCAUCUACACCUUUGUGGGCCGUGAUUGCUACGACAAGAUGGGUAAGCAAUAUGAUCAGCCAACUUUAGCCUAUGCGAACCUACCAAGGUUCCCCUUCUCCGACAAAGGUAACAGAUUCACAGCCAUUGGAUGUGACACCAUCGCUGUAUUCAAUGGUUUGAACGGUGCAGAUGACUUCACAACAGGGUGUUUGUCCCUGUGUAACAGCAUCCGAAGUGUAACUAACGGGUCCUGCUCCGGCAUAGGCUGUUGCCAAACCUCCAAUAUUCCCAAAGGCCUCUUCAGUUAUUAUGCGAGUGUGGGAAGCUUCUACAACCACACCAAAGUCUGGAGCUUCAAUCCCUGCAGUUACGCCUUCUUAGCGGAAGAAGAAUCUUUCAACUUCUCCUCAGCUGAUCUUAAAGAUCUGCAAAACAGAACUGUUUUCCCCACCUUGCUUGAUUGGGCGGUCGGGAACAAAACAUGCGAAGAAGCCAAGAAGAACUUGACGAGUUACGCAUGUAAAGAUAAUAGCUAUUGUUAUAACUCCGAUAAUGGUCCUGGAUACCGCUGCAACUGCUCCUCUGGUUUCCAGGGGAAUCCAUAUCUUCCCAAUGGCUGUCAAGAUAUUGAUGAGUGUGCAGAUCCAAAGCGCAACGAGUGUACAAAGGUUUGCAUUAACACACCCGGGAGUUAUACUUGUUCUUGCCCCAAGGGGUACCAUGGAAAUGGCAGACGGGAUGAAAAUGGCGAUGGUUGCACUCCUCAUGAUGAUCAAUUACUAAUUGUUAAGAUUGCAGUUGGUAUUUUCAUCGGCCUUAUAGCACUACUAAUCACUAGCUCAUGGCUAUAUUGGGGACUCAAGAAAAGAAAAUUCAUCAAGCUCAAAGAAAAGUUCUUUCAGCAAAAUGGAGGUUUAAUGUUACAACAACAACUUCAUGGACGAGAAGGAUCUAGUGAAUCAGUUAAAAUCUUUACAGCUGAAGAACUGGAAAAGGCUACUAAUAAGUAUGAUGAGGAUACAAUCAUUGGUCGAGGAGGAUAUGGCACAGUUUAUAAGGGAAUUCUUGCGGAUGGCAGAGUAGUUGCAAUUAAGAAGUCCAAGUUAGUUGAUCAAACCCAAAUUGAGCAAUUUAUAAAUGAGGUGGUCGUGCUAUCCCAAAUCAAUCAUAGAAAUGUGGUUAAACUCUUGGGAUGUUGUUUAGAAACAGAAGUGCCUUUACUAGUCUAUGAAUUCAUCACCAAUGGCACUCUCUUCGACUACAUACAUAACAAAAGCAAGGCUUCUUCCAUUUCAUGGGAAACUCGUUUAAGAAUUGCUGCAGAAACUGCGGGAGUUUUGUCAUAUUUGCACUCUUCUGCUUCUAUACCAAUAAUUCAUAGAGAUGUGAAGUCUACCAACAUUCUUCUGGAUGAUAAUUACACAGCAAAAGUGUCUGAUUUUGGAGCUUCAAGGUUGGUUCCGCUAGAUCAAACUCAGUUAUCUACAAUGGUGCAAGGAACUCUCGGAUAUUUAGAUCCUGAAUAUUUGCAUACAAGUCAGUUAACUGAAAAAAGUGACGUCUAUAGCUUCGGAGUCGUACUUGUGGAAUUACUAACGGGAAAGAAAGCACUUUCCUUCGAUAGGCCAGAGGAGGAAAGAAGUCUAGCCAUGCAUUUUCUUUCUUCAUUGAAAAAUGAUCGCUUGUUUCAAAUUCUUGAGGAUUAUAUAGUACCAAAUGAUGAAAACAUGGAGCAGCUUAAGGAUGUUGCUAAGCUUGCAAAGAGAUGCCUAGAAGUAAAAGGGGAGGAGCGACCGACUAUGAAGGAAGUGGCAAGGGAAUUAGACGGAAUGAGAAUGAUGACAAAACAUCCAUGGGUUAAUAUUGAACUGAAUCCAGAAGAAACUGAGUGUUUGCUCGGGGAACACUCCGAUGCCCAUAAUAAUGGUGGUAGUCUCAACAUAGUAAGUACAUUUGAUGUUACAACCAGCCAAAUAAUUGUACCAUUAGAUAAUGGGAGGUGAUAGGUGUUUUUUUCUUUUCUUUUUUUUUUUUUUUCUUUUUUGCAUAAAUGAUGAUGUGUGCCAUCUAAUUUGAAAAUAUGGUUUAGUAGUGUAUUUUUUGAAAGUAAUUAACUAAUAAGCAUCAUGUUUGCUUUUUUUUUUUU